This is a messenger RNA of Alternaria novae-zelandiae, 1671 nucleotides long. RefSeq lists its product as uncharacterized. Lineage: Eukaryota; Fungi; Ascomycota; Dothideomycetes; Pleosporales; Pleosporaceae. Gene Ontology annotation, molecular function: hydrolase activity, acting on carbon-nitrogen (but not peptide) bonds. The record is from RefSeq and is a predicted model, not a curated record. The transcript has a single exon. Bases 1 to 1671 code for a protein of 556 amino acids.
AUGGCUUCAUCGACCUCCCAGCCCCAAGCAGACACCCUCAUCCGCGCCGGCACAAUCGAAACACUCCAAUCUGGCAUGCCACCACAGCGCUCCAUAGCCCUCCUCUCUGGCCGCGUUAUCGCUCUCUCCGAGGACCCAUCCGGCUUAGACGACUUCAUUGGCAGCGAGACCCAGAUCAUCGACGUACCAGACUCCACAGUCCUCCCCGCAUUCACAGAUACGCAUACACACUUGAUUCUCGCUGGAUUGACCUACUUCGACGUCCCAGUGCACGAUGUCAAAAGCCUGGAUGAACUCUUCACAAGAUUGAAGAAGCGGGCGAGCGAGACGAAAGAGGGGGAGUGGAUUUGUACGGCGACGGAUUGGUUGGAGUAUAAUAUCAAAGAGCAGAGACUGCCGACGUUGAAGGAACUCGACGCUGUUUCGACUAAACAUCCCAUCAUGGUUAUGCGCGGUGGUCACAACGUUGUCGUCAACUCGGUCGUCGCGAAUCUGCUAAACGUAACACGCGACACCCCAUCACCACCAGGCGGCCUCAUCGGAAAAGAAGCAGACGGAAGUCUAUCCGGUCUCUUCCAAGACUCCGCCACCAUACCCAUCCUCAAAUUGAAACCAUCCACAACCCUCUCCGAACGCAUCUCCGGCCUAGAAGCCGCAUCCGCCGCCUACGCCGCAACAGGCACAUCCAGUGUGCGCGACUGCUACGUCCCGCUCGCGGACCUAGACGCCCUCAUCGCCACGCACUCCGCCGGAAAACUUGCCGUGCGCGUACAUGCCUUGAUACCCGCCGUAGGCAUGACCAGCGCCUCCCAAGUCGAGACCCUCCUCACCAAAAUGGAGUCUUACCGCCACCUCCAACGCGAUCCCUACCUCUCCGUCUGGGGCGUCAAAUUCAUGGUCGACGGCGGCAUGGAAGCAGGCGCCGUCUCCUCUCCCUACCUCUCCAUCCCGCCCGGCCGCGAAAAAGACGCAAAUUGUAAUUGCUGCGGCCUCCCCUCCUACCACGGGAUGCUCACGUGGGAGAAACCUGCGCUCGUAGACGCCAUGACCGCGGUCGUGCGUCGAGGCUGGAAAAUAGGAACGCACGCAUAUGGCGACCGGGCUGUGAAAUUGGUGUUGGAUGUAUACGAAGAACUCAUGCAACGGUUUCCGUAUCUACAGCCUGGGACUCUGGUUAUGGAACACGGAGGCCUAGUCUCACCGGCUGAACAAGUCCGAGCCGUGAAGCUCGGUAUCGCUACGACGAUCCAACACCCACUCCUUCACAACGCGGCGGGGGUACAAGAAGUAUACUGGGGCACGGAUCGCGUAUCUCGCACCUUCCCCGCGCGGACGUGGCUGGAUGCUGGUGCGCUGAUAGCGGGCGGGAGCGACUAUCCUGUUGGGAGUUUUGCGGCUAUGCGGUCGGUUUGGGGGAUGGCGUCAAGAGAGACGGUGAUUGGGGUGAGGGGCGUUGAGCAUAAGAUUACGGUGGCUGAGGCGGUUGCGUUGCAUACUACGAAGGCGGCGGAGCUGCUGAGAGAGGAGGGGGAGAGGGGACGGCUUUUACCGGGGUUUGUGGCGGAUUUGGCGGUUUGGGGGGUUAAUCCGCUCAAGGUGGAUGAGUUGGAGGUGCUCAAGGACAUGAUGCCUAGUCAUAUCUCUGUGGGGAAGAAGUUUGUAGCACUUUAG